Dictyostelium discoideum AX4 is the source of this 837-nucleotide messenger RNA. RefSeq names its product tRNA -methyltransferase (gene mettl1). Gene Ontology annotation, molecular function: tRNA (guanine(46)-N7)-methyltransferase activity; tRNA binding. Gene Ontology annotation, cellular component: nucleus. The record is from RefSeq and is a predicted model, not a curated record. NCBI's taxonomy places the organism in Eukaryota, Evosea, Eumycetozoa, Dictyosteliales, Dictyosteliaceae. Gene Ontology annotation, biological process: tRNA modification; tRNA (guanine-N7)-methylation. The coding region runs from base 1 to 837 and encodes 278 amino acids. The transcript has 2 exons.
AUGGUCUAUCAAAAACAAGAACCAAAAAAAAAGAAGGCAAUUAAGCCAUAUCAUAGAAUUAAAGCACAUGCAAAUCCAGCAUCAGAUUAUAACUUUUAUUAUCCAACUGGACCAGAAUCAUAUGAUUGGACAAAGAAUUAUCCACAACAAGCAAUGAAUGAAAAAAAAGUUGAAAUUGCAGAUGUUGGAUGCGGAUAUGGUGGAUUAUUAAUUAGUUUAUCAUCAUUAUUUCCAGAAAGAUUAAGUGUUGGUAUGGAACUUAGAGACAAGGUUGUACAAUAUGUUGAGGAACGUAUUGAUAAAUUACGUGAGAAACAUGUUGGUCAAUUUCAAAAUAUCAGUGUCAUUAGAACCAAUGCAAUGAAAUAUUUACCAAACUAUUUUGAAAAAGGUCAAUUACAAAAGAUAUUUUUCCUUUUUCCAGACCCACAUUUUAAAAAAGCAACACAUAAACGUCGUAUCAUUUCACCAACAUUACUCUCUGAAUAUGCAUACAUUUUGGCACCAGGUGCCUAUGCAUACUUUAUUAGUGACGUUGAAGAACUUUAUCUCUGGAUGUUUGAACAUUUCAAAAAUCAUCCACUCUUUGAACAAGUUGAAAGAGAUAUCGCUGAAAAUGAUUCUUGUAUUCCUUUAAUUGUAAAUUCAACUGAAGAAGGUAGAAAAGUCAAUCGUAUCGAUGGUAAAAAAUGGUUUGCCGUUUUUAGACGUAUAACCGAUCCUUCAAAAAAAGAUUUAACUUUUAAAAAUUAUACUUUAACUUCACCAAAAGAAAUUGAUUCAACUACAACAACUACAACUUCAACUGCCACUAUUACUGAAGUAGAAUCAAAAUAA